AUCUUAUUAAGAGUUUAUUGUGAAAAUGGAUUUAAUUUCUUACAAAAUAAUAUGUCAAGAUUAUCCCCCUGAAUUUAUAUUGGAUAAAAAUGUUGCUAAAGAAUAUUUUAAACAAUUUGGUAAACUUAAACGAAUUACCUUUAAACCGAAAGCACGAUGCUGCACGGUAGAUUAUGUAAAUGAAGAAGGAUAUCUUAAAGCACUUAAUAAUGCCGGAGAAUACAGAGGAACAACUUUUAGUGUUUUUAAACUAGAAGAUAUUUUACCAAAAAAGAAAGAAACUUCCAAAAGAACAGUUCCUAUAUGGGUAGACACAGGAGAAAUUGAAGCAGAAUUAGCAGCAAUGUCUGGAGAGCUGCCCAAAAUGCAUAGGUCUCUAGAAGGUCCAACUAGGCCUACAAAGAAUGUUUCUCCAAGAAAUACAAAAUUAAAACCAACUUGGAAAACUGAACCUAAGGCCAGAGUUAAAAAAACUGUUAAAGCAAAUAAAUCCAUGAGUGCUGCUCUAUCUGCAGAGGAAAUAGAACUUGUAAAGUUAGUUGUGUCUCAAGGUUGUACAGUUGAUGAUAAGUAUAGAAUUUUGGAGGCCAGAGACAAAUUAAUGAAACUUAAACUGAAGCGAAAUCCUACAGAACAGUCAUCGGCUACAGUCGGGACAUGCCCUGAUAUGUGUCCUGAAAAAGAAAGACUGUUUAGAGAAAUCAAACAUCAGGUGGCCUGGUAUGAACAAGAUGAAAACGAAAGGAAAAUGAAACACAACAAAGCUGUCAAACAAUAUUCUAGAAGUUCCGCUGAUCAAGAGGCUCCGUUGGCACAUGAAUUGCGACCAGUAGAUGUCCUACAAAUGACUAUGGGUUAUCUUUUACAUAAUAUAAUUGAUCUGUGCGAUACGGACGAGAUUCAUAUCGGUGAUUGGUUUCACUUUCUUUGGGAUCGAACUCGAAGUAUCAGAAAGGACAUCACACAACAGGAACUCUGUUCCCAGGGAGCAGUUGAGUUAGUAGAACAAUGUGCUCGAUUUCACAUCCAUUGUUCAGCCAGACUUGUAGCAGAAGAUCCCUCGGUAUUUGAUCAGAAAAUUAACACUGAAAACUUGACGAAAUGUUUGCAAACCUUGAAGUAUAUGUAUCAUGAUUUAUCGCUUAAAGGUGAAAGUUGUAAGAAUGAAGCUGAAUUUAGAGCGUAUGUCAUUUUGCUGAAUUUAAAUGAUGGAAAUUUUAUGUGGGAGGUUCAACAGCUUCGCAGGGAGAUUCAACAGUCCAAAGAAGUACAGUUUGCCGUACAAGUCCAUUCUGCAAUAGAUAAAAACAACUAUGUAAAAUUUUUUAAAUUGUUAUAUUCUACAACCUAUUUAAACGCAUGCAUUUUCAUGAGGUAUUUUAACCAAAUACGCUUAUCUGCUUUAAAGACGCUUCAUAAAUGUUAUCUACCACGAACCACAAAAACAUCUUACCCUUUGAGUGAAUUAACGAAGGUCUUAGCAUUUGAUGACAUAGAUUCAACAAAGGAUUUUUUAGAGUUUUAUGGUCUUUUUAUUACAGAAGACACUAAACAUGUAAUUUUGGAUAAAAAUGGUUUUAUUAUGCCAGAACUUCCUUAUAUACUGGAUAGAUCUAAUAUAGUCGAGGAAAAACGACAAUAUUCUGUGGGCAAAACAAUAUGUGGAAAAGAUUUACCACCAAAAACUUACGAAUCACACAAAGUCCAUAAUAGUUUUGAUCAAAAAGGAUAUUUAAUCGAUAAAGAUAUUUUAGAACACUUUGAUUUAGAAACAGUAAAAUUGAAGUUAUUGCAACAACUCGAGGAAAAUGUCGAAUCAUCGAAAACUAAAAAUUCAUCAUUUACACAAAAAUCAUCUGAUACAUUUGUCUUCGCAGAAAAGGAGGAAAAAGCAGAUAAGUCUUUUUCAUUUAAAAGAAAAGACGAGGAAGUGAAAAGUAAAAAUUUGUUUCCAGUUGCAGUGAAACAACAAACAAUUGAUAAUCCAUUUUUGAUUAAAAAGAGUGAUGACGUGGGGAGUCCCUUCUUAUUCAAUAAAAUGGAGGAAAAAGUUACUAAUCCAUUUGCAUUCAGCCAAAAAGAAUCAACUUCUAAACAAGGUAGCAUCUUCGAUACAACACCCCCUUCACCGAAAAAUAUCUUCGGAUCAUCAGUAAGCUUCCAAUCCGCAUUUGGAACAAACAGUGUCACCAAUAUGAGCUCUACAAAUCAAACAAAUUUUAGUUUUAUAACACAACCAGUUCCACAAGAAACUAAAUCUAAACUGGGUGGAUUUAAAUUUGAUUUGGUGCUUCCAACGAAACAAAACGAAUCUGCUGAUUUGGUCCCUGAACCAGAUCCAACCACAGUGUUGGAAAUUCAAGAACAAAGAAAGAGAGACGAAGAGGAACUCUUUAAGAAACAAGAGGAAGAACGAUUGAGAUAUAUCGAAGAACAAAAGAAACUUGAGUUGCAGAAGUUGGCGGAGCAAAAAAGAUUGGAGUUACAGAGAGAACAGAAACAACUCGAAUUAAAAAGAUUGCACGAGCAAAGAAGAUUGGAGUUAAUGAGAAUAGAGGAAGAAAAACGUCGCGAAGAACUAGAGGAAGCAUUAAGAGAAGAAAAACGAUUAAGGGAAAUUAAGAAGCAGCGACAAGAAGAAGAAUUAAGAAGACGACUAGAAGAAAUUGAAAAAGAGGAGGAACAAUUAAAAGAAAUGGAAAUAAAAGCUGACGUAAAAAAUUUAAUAAAUUCGUUGGUAGACAAAGUGGACCAUCUAAUUCGACAACAGAGGCUAAUUGCAAUAAAAGAAAACAUGGAAAGAAGGUUAGUAUUGAAAAUAUUUUGUGAGUGGAAAAUUAAUGCAUCAAAAAACAAAAGAAAACGCAAAGCUAUAGACUGUAGCCCUCUUUGGAUAAACACAAAAACUUUGGAACAAUCGGCGCAUGAAUUGUCUGUCUCUUCGCAAGAUUUAAAUCUGACAUUAAUGAAAAGGUACAAAUAUGGUAAACCUUUAGAUAUUGAACAUCUUCUCAUGGAAGACUUUAAAUGUGUAAACUUAUUUGAGUUGACGUACGCUGUUUUAAAGAAUCGAAUAUUUGAACUGACUGUUAAUAAACCGAAAAAUAUUUUUUGGAAAGUUGUAGUAAGUUUGCCCGAUGCCAAUGAACUGAAAGUUGGAUUAAAUAGACUGGAAGAGGCAAUGAGAAGUGCAUUUCUGUGGUCAAAAUCAGACAAUAGAUACUUACAUUUGGAACAUUGCAAACCAAAUAACUUUGAAUCCGUUACAUACUGUGUUGAAAAACAGCAAGGUUCUGUGAUUCAUCAGUUUGAUGCAAAUGGUAUAAUUUUUCUUGCUAAAGAUUAUAAUUCUAGUCUCCAGCAGAGAAUUCUCGCUAGUCUUAAAGGAUUUGGUGUCCACAAUACUGUACCAAUAGUUAUUAUUCUUCAAGAGUAUAACAGCAAUGAGAAAAAAUUGGAAAGCCUUAUGGAGGAAAACAUUAUUUCCAAUUGUAUAGUGUUAGUCGAGAACGCAUUUACUCCUAAAUUAAUUAAUGCUGUAGAGGAAGGACUAUUAUUUUUGGCAAAGAAUGUGGAGUGUUGGCCACCUCUGAAACUGGACAGUUUAAAAUCGUUUAUAUCGAAGUAUCUUUGUACGGAACUGUGGAAAAGAGCUAAUAGUUUUGCAAAGUGGAACUCAAGUUACAAAAAAUGUCUACAGAAUCCGAACGUAGUGUUGAAUUUAUACAACGAAGGCCUCCGUAGAUUAAAAUCAAUUAUUUUGGACAAAUCAUACUCGGAGUAUGCAGUUUUUCCAGAGGAGUUUAAAAAAUAUCUAAAGAGUGAAAUUCCGGAUUACCUACCUUGUUCUUUUCACUAUUUUCCUCUAAAUUGGAAAUCAUCUUGUUACUUUGAAAAAUUGGAAAGAAUAUUAGAUGAUCUGAGUUUACCAGCUUGGAAAUAUGCUUGGCCCCCACUCAAUGAGCAAGAACUGGAACUAAGCGUCAUGAAUUACUGUUCAAAACUUACCGGGCAACCUAGAAAUCUAUUUUAUAAGACAAUGAGUUUAUUUUUACAACACAUAGAUCCAAACACAAAUUUUAAAGAUAUCCAAUAUGUACUGUGGACCGAUAUUAUAGGACCGCUAGCUUUACAAAAGUUGGCAAGUAUUAAUCAUUCCUUACCCAAACAAUUUGCAGGUUCCAUUUUUAAAGAAUACUUCGUUAUUUAUAACAAGAAUAUUCUUAGUGAGUAUGAUUACUGUGAUUGGUUUUAUAUCUACCACCCAGUUAUAAAGAAAUUUAUUGAAGAAGAUUUAAUAAAGAGAGCUGCUAAGGAAAUUAAGAAAAAUCCUGUCCUACCAGAGCAUUUAGAAAUUAGCGAACAGGCUAUAAAUACAAUAUGGGAAAGCUGUUUAUUGCCCAAACCAGAAGCAUCUCGUAUGGCGAAAGAAUUGGCAGAUUUAAAUAAGUCUUUGGAUAAUUUAGCUGCUACUAUGGCUGUGCAAAAGAGGAUUUCAUCUCGAUUGGAACAAAGUUUAAGCAAUGCGAUUGCAGAGAGGUAGAUUUAUAUUUAGACAAAUACAAUAAGAAGUAAAAAUAUGUGAUUUUUUAAGUAAAUUUAGUUAAGGCAAUACAACGAUAAGAUAAAAAAAGUUCUAGUAGUAAAAAAAUAAGUUUGGCAUUUUAAGACAUAUUUAUUUCUUCAGGCCUUUUGUUUACUGCAAAUCUAUUUGCAAAUUUCUGCAAUAACUCAAUUUCAUUGAUAGGGCGCUGUUCUGGAAAAAUUUCAAAUAUACUGUUAUUUUAUAGUAUUUGGAAAUAGCUGAAAGUAAGAUGAAAAGUCAAACCUAGCUCUUAUUUUGUCUUUCGGUAUGAAAUCAAUAAAAUUUUGGAAAAAGCACUAAUCUUUCAAGCCGAUGAAAUUAUCUUUGCUUACUUCGGUGUAAUCAUUUUUUAUUUUGAUUCAUGUAUUUCAAACUUCGCGUAAAUUUUUAUUUACAUUUUCCUAUUUUUGAUAAGGGGUACAUACUUUUCAUACUACUACUACGAAAAAUUUGCACAUUUUUUCUGAACCGUUCUCUUCAGCUCUGUCUAUCUUGCCAAUAUCCAUCUCGCAAUUUUGUUAUAUCCAUUGCCUCGUGUAUUUCAUAUCCAAAUGGUCUUAUAAUCCACUAUUUUGAUUAAUUGAUCUUCUGCUUCACGUGUCAUAUCAGAGUUAUCCGAUUUUGGCGAUCACCAUUGCGAAGAAUUCUAGACCUUCUGCCAUAUUAUAUCCAUACGGUUCUUAAUAACAGCAAUGUUUAUCUUACCUCUUGUGUCUACAGUUUCUCCUGAGAAACUUCAUCUCUGUCACCUUUAUUUUCCUUCCUCUCAUACACUUUUAAUAAAUUUAGAGGAGCUCUGGUAAUUAUUUAUACAAGACAAAACUAUUUGAUCUAAUUUACAUAUUACAUUUCCUUCUGCAACAACUAUGUACUUGUUGCAGUCGACUUUUAGAGUACCAAGUAUUGACUUUUUAAAUUGCUUUUGUAAUUGUAUUGUAUUGUUAAGGUUUUAUAAUG
Diabrotica balteata is the source of this 5542-nucleotide messenger RNA. The record is from the annotation of a GenBank genome assembly. Lineage: Eukaryota; Metazoa; Arthropoda; Insecta; Coleoptera; Chrysomelidae.